AUGGAAGCUGAAGAUAACGAGGAUAUUGGCAAUGACGAUGGACAAUUUGGAGGUUGGAAAGAAAAAGAUUUUAAUCCUGAUAUAAUUCCUUUUAUGCAGCCAUUGUAUUUACCUUUUAAUGACGAAGAAUUCUGUAAAAUUGAUUAUUUUCGUCGACACGUAAAUGAUGAGCUGAUGCAAAUUAUCGUAGAUAGAUCCAAUGAGAUGUAUCUAUUAAGAAACGGCCAGUUUUUAAAUUUAACACUUCCCGAGUGCUACAUUUUUAUUGCAAUUAAUUUAGCCAUGUCUUGUAUUGGAUAUCCAAUUCUCCGAAUGUACUGGCAACACAAAUUUCGUGUCGCUUUUGUAGCUGAUCAUAUGUCUCGGAACAGAUUUUUCAUUCUUUGGAAUUCUUUAAAACUCGUUAAUGACAACGACUUUUCUGCCGAAGAUAAAAGUAAAGACAAGCUUUGGAAAGUUCACCCUCUUAUCAAAGAAAUUCAUAAGGGUUGUCAUUCCAUACCAAAGGAUCAAAAACUGUCAAUUAACGAAAUGAUAAUUCCUUUUACAGGCGCCUGUGGGAUGAAGCAAUAUAGCCCAGGUAAACUUAAUCCUACAGGUUUAAAAACUUUUGUAUUGGCGAAUCCCACCGAAGAAGUGUGUGUUUUUGAUAUAUAUCAAGGGGCGACUACAUAUCCUUUUUAUGCUGAUACAUCAUUCGGGUUGGGAGAGAAGGCAGUUCUUGCCUUAAGGGAGGAUUUGUUGCCGGGACAUAUAAUUUACUGUGAUAGGUACUUUACCACCGAGACACUGAUUGUGGAAUUAAAAAAACAGAGGCCUGAUGUGCGCUGGUACAUUGAUGAAGAAUAG
Parnassius mnemosyne (clouded apollo) is the source of this 849-nucleotide messenger RNA. Lineage: Eukaryota; Metazoa; Arthropoda; Insecta; Lepidoptera; Papilionidae. The record is from the annotation of a GenBank genome assembly.